This is a messenger RNA of Drosophila albomicans, 1686 nucleotides long. RefSeq names its product probable ATP-dependent RNA helicase Dbp45A (gene Dbp45A). The transcript has 6 exons. Bases 65 to 1666 code for a protein of 533 amino acids. The record is from RefSeq and is a predicted model, not a curated record. NCBI's taxonomy places the organism in Eukaryota, Metazoa, Arthropoda, Insecta, Diptera, Drosophilidae. Gene Ontology annotation, molecular function: ATP binding; nucleic acid binding.
UCUUCAACCUGCGGUCACACUGGUUUUGUGCACGUUGUGUUUAUGUUCUGGUUGAGCUCGGAGAAUGCAGAGAAAGGAACCGAAUCCCUUCAUAAAAGUUGGCUUGCGUCCUUGGCUAGCCAAGCAGCUGCUGCGACUAGGCCUCAAGGGAGCUACACCCAUACAAGAAAAUUGCAUACCAGCGAUUUUAGAUGGCAAGGAUUGCAUUGGAGCAGCAAAGACUGGAUCUGGCAAAACGUUUGCGUUUGCCUUACCCAUUUUGGAGAAACUAAGCGAAGAGCCUGUCAGUCAUUUUGCCUUAGUGCUAACGCCCACACAUGAACUGGCGUAUCAAAUAUCCGAGCAGUUUCUGGUGGCUGGUCAACCAAUGGGUGUCCGAGUUUGCGUUGUCUCUGGCGGCACCGAUCAGAUGAUCGAGAGCCAGAAGCUGAUGCAACGACCACACAUUGUUGUGGCGAUGCCAGGUCGCUUGGCAGAUCAUCUGACUGGCUGCACUACGUUUUCAUUUGAUAACUUGAAGUAUCUCGUGGUGGAUGAAGCGGAUCGCAUGCUGAAUGGUGAUUUUGAUGAGAGCUUGGCCAUCAUCGAAAGUUGCCUCCCAAAGACACGUCAGAACUUGUUCUUCUCGGCCACCAUGAAGGACUUUAUCAAAGAGUCUAGCAUAUUUCCCAUAGCCAAGGAUUGCUUAGAAUGGUCCCAGGAUUCGGAUGUGGCCACCGUGGAGACGCUCGAUCAACGUUAUUUGCUGUGCGCUGAUUAUGAUCGCGAUAUGGUGCUCAUUGAAUCUCUACGCAAAUAUCGCGAACAACAUGAACACGCAAAUGUUAUGAUUUUUACAAACACAAAGAAGUACUGUCAACUGUUGUCUAUGACCUUGGCCAGCAUGGAGAUUGAGAAUGUUUGCUUGCAUGGUUUCAUGCGGCAAAAGGAACGUGUCGCAGCUUUGAGUCGCUUCAAAUCGAAUCAAGUGCGCACCCUAAUAGCCACAGAUGUCGCCGCACGCGGUCUUGACAUACCUAGUGUGCAGCUGGUGAUCAACCAUAUGCUGCCACGCACCCCAAAGGAAUAUAUACAUCGAGUGGGACGCACUGCACGAGCCGGACGCAAUGGAUUGGCCAUAUCGAUAUUCCGGUUUCCCCGUGAUAUGGAAUUGCUGGCUGCAAUCGAGGCCGAGAUCAAUACAAAGCUAACUGAACAUCCCAUUGAUCAGCGCAUGGUGGAGCGCAUAUUCAUGCAAGUGAAUGUCACAAGACGCGAGUCGGAGAUGCAGCUGGAUAACAACGAUUUUGAUGAGCGUGCUCAAAACUACAGACGUAAAACGUGGAUAAUGGAGGGCAAGGAUCCUGACCAAAUGGAGGCACUCUAUCGCAAGAAACAAAAGGAUAAACUGCGGGAAAUACGACGCAAGCGUAAACAACAGCAAGCUGAGUCCGCAGCCAGUGAGGAAACCAAGACAAUGUUAUUGGAUGAGCGUUUUAAGUCUGUGGAUAGUGCGCGCUUUGAAAAGAAGUUCAAAAAGCGUUCGACAAAGGAAACAGAAGCUGACGGCAGCAAAUCGAAAACGCUAACAAAACAGUUUAAAGCAAAAGCACCAGCCAAGACGACAUCGACAUCAAAAGUAAAGCAGACUGCGAAUGCGAAGCGCAAGGCGAAAGUAAAGAGAUAAAAUGGUUUAAAUAAAUUGUG